UAUUUUAAUCCGACUGUAGUUUUCUGGAAAAUUAUGCCGUUGAAUAUGGAUUGUGAAUUAAAGAAAGAUUCUCACGAUGAGAUUGUCGUUAACGGCGGAAGCCACGGCGUUUUUGUCUCAAGUGCCAACAGAAACAAGCUCAUUAUCGACACCGAUCCGGGGAUUGAUGAUAGCAUCGCAAUCUUAAUGGCAUUCCAGAAUCCAGAGUAUGAGAUCUUAGGUUUGACGACUGUAUUUGGGAAUCUCCAUACCAAAGAUGCCACUCGUAAUGCCUUACUUCUGUGUGAAAUUGCAGGGAAUCCUGGUGUUCCCGUAGCAGAAGGCAGCCCGGAGCCUCUUAAGGGUGGGAGGCCAUCGGUCGCCGACUUUGUUCAUGGCUCUGAUGGAAUGGGGCAUAUAUAUCUACCUCAUCCGAAAACGAAGAAAUUGGAUAAUACUGCCUCUGAAUUUUUAGUUGAAAAGGUGUCUGAAUAUCCCGGUGAGGUAUCUGUACUUGCUCUUGGACCACUGACCAAUUUGGCAUUGGCAAUCAAAAGGGACUCUUCCUUUGCCAGCAAGGUGAAAAACAUAGUUGUACUUGGUGGCUCAUUCUUUGCAUUAGGAAAUGUGAAUCCUGCCGCUGAGGCGAAUAUUUAUGGAGACCCCGAAGCUGCUGAUAUCGUGUUUACGUCGGGAGCAAAUAUCAUUGUUGUCGGCUUAAAUAUUACUACCCAAGUCAAAAUGACAGACGAGGACCUCCUCGAACUGAAGCAAUCGAAGGGGAAGCAUGCUCAGCUGCUAAGCGAGAUGUGCGAAUUCUACAGAAACUGGCAUGUGAAGUCCGAUGGCGUAUAUGGGAUUUUCCUGCACGAUCCCGUUAGUUUUGUGGCUCUGGUUCGGCCGGAUCUCUUCACAUACAAGAAGGGUGUGGUGAGGGUUGAGACGCAGGGCAUAUGCAAGGGGCUUACAUUGUUGGAUCAAGGAUUGAAGAAAUGGAUCGGUAGCAAUCCGUGGACCGGCUAUUCUCCGAUAUCCGUCGCAUGGACCGUCAAUGUGGAUGAAGUCCUUGAUUACAUUAAACAACAGUUGAUGAAACCAUGAAGAAAUCUGGAAAUACCACUUGAACAAGUUUAGAUUACCUGUUAAUUUGAUUUCUGCUACAUUGUCACUUUUAGUUUAUUCCUUUGUUCCCAGCCUUUUUUGGGUUUAAAAAGCUAAUAUUUUCCUUAUUUAGUAAUAAAGGAAGGGUGGAUUCAUUUGGAAGAUCCUUGACCAAUCAGAAAGUGUAAAUGAUACUUUUAUAUUUAAUGUUGAUGUUGGGAUCUUUAUGCCAA
Molecule: messenger RNA, 1313 nt
Organism: Hibiscus syriacus
Lineage: Eukaryota; Viridiplantae; Streptophyta; Magnoliopsida; Malvales; Malvaceae
Product: uridine nucleosidase 1-like
Exons: 11
Coding region: 34-1080 (348 amino acids)
Biological process (GO): purine nucleoside catabolic process
Cellular component (GO): cytosol
Molecular function (GO): purine nucleosidase activity
Source: RefSeq, a predicted model, not a curated record